Eucalyptus grandis is the source of this 1023-nucleotide messenger RNA. Its product is annotated as cysteine-rich receptor-like protein kinase 29. The transcript has 2 exons. The record is from RefSeq and is a predicted model, not a curated record. Lineage: Eukaryota; Viridiplantae; Streptophyta; Magnoliopsida; Myrtales; Myrtaceae. The coding region runs from base 19 to 1023 and encodes 334 amino acids.
ACACCCAAAGAGAAAAAAAUGGAUCCUCCAAAUCUCCUCCUCUUGCUUCUUCUCAUGUUUGCUUCCACCAUAAACGCCCAAUUCCCGGCGACCUACUGUGGUUCGACCGGCAACUUCACUGCCAACAGCACCUACCAAACCACCCUCACCACCCUCGUCUCCUCCAUCUCCACCACCAACUCCUCGUCCCUCUCCUACGGCUUCUUCAAUGCCUCUGCUGCCAUCUCCGGCGCCUCCCAAACCCUCUAUCUCUUUGGCCUCUGUCGCGGUGACUUAACCACCUUGAGCUGCCGCGCCUGCCUCGAUGACUUGGCCUCCGACAUGCGCCGCCUCUGCCCCCUACAAAAGGAGGCACUCCUCUACACCGGGAACUGCAUCAUUCGGUACUCGGACGCCUCGUUCUUUGGUGUAGUUGUGACACGACCCUCCUACCUGGCAAGCACCACUGACAACGUCUCGAGCCCAGACACAUACGACGCAGCAAUGAGGAAGCUCCUGAACGGUCUGUUGGCUGAGGCGGCGCGUGGUGGCUCAUUGAGAAAGUACGCAUCAGGGAACGAAUCAGUGAGGCCUGACAUGAUCUAUGCGUUGGUGCAGUGCACACCAGACUUGACGGAGCAGCAAUGCAGCGACUGCUUGGUUGUAGGCGUCGAGGAGAUCAGGGGCUGCUGUGUCAGGCACAAAGGAGGACGGUUCAUGGUGCCAAGUUGCCUGAUCCUGUACGAGACCAAUCAUCGGUUCUUCGACCCAGUAAGUGAGCCACCUCCGCUGCCUCCGCCACCACCAUCGCAGGAUGGAGAUGCAAUGCCUCCACCAUCAGUUGGAAAGAGCAAUUCGACGAGGACUGGGAUCAUUGUGGUCAUCACAAGUAUUUCUGCACUACUUAUCAUCAGCAUUGUCAUCGUGCUCCUGAAUGUGAAUAGGAAGAAGCAGCCCAGAGAAAGUGUUGAAGGCGAGUGUUUAUCCUUUUGCUUUGGAACAACGACUGUUCAUGAGGUUAAAAAAGAUUAUGAAAAUAAUUAA